Molecule: messenger RNA, 1137 nt
Organism: Emericellopsis cladophorae
Lineage: Eukaryota; Fungi; Ascomycota; Sordariomycetes; Hypocreales; Bionectriaceae
Product: Glutamine synthetase
Exons: 3
Coding region: 1-1137 (378 amino acids)
Cellular component (GO): cytoplasm
Molecular function (GO): glutamine synthetase activity
Source: RefSeq, a predicted model, not a curated record
AUGUCUACCAAUCCCGCCUUCAGCUCCCGGACGCAGACCCUUCAGAAGUAUCUGAAGCUCGACCAAAAGAACAAGAUCAUGGCCGAGUACGUCUGGAUCGACGCCGGCGGUGACACCCGCUCCAAGUCCAGGACCAUUGAUCCCACAAAGCUCGAGAAGGAUGCGGACGGCAAAUACAAGGAGCUCAAGCCUGAGGAGGUCAGCCUCGACCUCCUCAAGAACUGGAACUUUGACGGUUCCUCCACCGACCAGGCUCCCGGCAACAACUCGGAUGUGCUCCUGAAGCCCGUCGCCAUGUACCCCGACCCCUUCCGCGGCUCCCCCAACAUCAUCGUCCUCUGCGAGUGCUGGAACGCCGACGGCACCCCCAACAAGUACAACUUCCGCUACGAGUGCAACAAGGUCAUGGAGGCCUACAAGGACGAGGUCCCCAUGUUCGGUCUCGAGCAGGAGUACACCCUCAUGAGCCUGCAGGACUGGCCCGUCGGCUGGCCCACGGGCUUCUUCCCCGCCCCCCAGGGCCCCUACUACUGCGGUGUCGGCGCCGGCAAGGUCGUCGAGCGCGACAUUGUCGAGGCCCACUACAAGGCCUGCCUCUACGCCGGCAUCAACAUCUCCGGCACCAACGCCGAGGUCAUGCCCGCCCAGUGGGAGUUCCAGGUCGGCCCCGUCACCGGCAUCGACAUGGGCGACCAGCUCUGGGCCGCCCGCUUCUUCCUCUCCCGCAUCGCCGAGGACUUUGGCGUCAAGGUCUCGUGGCACCCCAAGCCCAUCUCGGGUGACUGGAACGGCGCUGGCCUGCACUCCAACUUCUCCACCAAGGCCACCCGUGGCGAGGUCGAGGGCAAGAAGGGCAUGGCCGUCAUUGAGGACCUCAUCAAGAAGCUCGAGCCCCACCACCUCGAGUGCAUCAAGGAGUACGGUGACGACAACGACCUGCGCCUCACUGGCCGCCACGAGACCGGCUCCAUCGACAAGUUCUCCUGGGGCGUCGCCGACCGUGGUGGCUCCAUCCGCGUGCCCCGCGAGGUCGCCGCCGAGGGCCAGGGUUAUUUCGAGGACCGUCGCCCCGCCUCCAACGCCGACCCUUACCGCGUGACCAAGGUCCUCAUGACCUCCAUGUUUGGCAAGCUGUAA